GAUCCCAUCCAUCCACCACAAAUCUGGUGCUCACUGUGGCAGAAUUGCAGUGCACCGGACUGUACAGGGCAGGGUACCAUCCAAGGCUUGCUGUCUGUGAGGGGUGGGGUUCGGCUACACUCAUACCACCAAAAAACAGAAGCUUAUAGAAGAAGACACAGAGAGGUGGAAAAAGACAGGAGGAAAAAAAAGAAAAGAAGAAAGAGAGAGACGAGAGAAGAGGGGGGAAGAUUGCACCUGAAGAGGAAUAUCAUACGGGAUGAAAGGAGACACCCCAGUGAACAGCACCAUGAGUGUCGGCCAAGCCAGGAAGCUGGUAGAACAGCUGAAGAUCGAGGCUAGUUUCUGCAGGAUAAAGGUUUCCAAAGCAGCAGCUGACCUGAUGGCGUACUGCGACGCCCACGCCUGCGACGACCCCCUGAUCACCCCGGUGCCCACCUCAGAAAACCCUUUCAGGGAGAAGAAAUUCUUCUGUGCUCUGCUUUGAGACAAAUCAUCAGGGAUUGUUGUUGAAUCAAAGUACAACUGUACAGUAUGUACAUGUAUGUACAGUGUGUACUUGUACUUCCAACUCAAGCAAAAUGUCGGUGUACUAUAGUAACCUCACAACAACAAAAAAAUAGCUGUCAAUGUACAGUUAAGAAUCAGCGUCAAAAUAUUUAAUUUUCUUAAACUGCAACAUUUCAAGGAUUUGAGACAAAACUGAAACUUCGGAUUAAUUAAAAUGCGAUGAACCUCAUGCGUUAAGUAACUGCCAAAAUGGACAAUAAACGAAUCACCUGGUUUCUUUUUUUUUCGCUUCUUAU
Cyprinodon tularosa is the source of this 806-nucleotide messenger RNA. RefSeq names its product guanine nucleotide binding protein (G protein), gamma 3 (gene gng3). The record is from RefSeq and is a predicted model, not a curated record. The transcript is spliced from 3 exons. Gene Ontology annotation, molecular function: G-protein beta-subunit binding. Gene Ontology annotation, biological process: G protein-coupled receptor signaling pathway. Gene Ontology annotation, cellular component: heterotrimeric G-protein complex. Lineage: Eukaryota; Metazoa; Chordata; Actinopteri; Cyprinodontiformes; Cyprinodontidae. Bases 260 to 487 code for a protein of 75 amino acids.